GCAGGUUAGGAGAAUUUACACAGCAUAUUAGGAUUAUUAACGUAGCACGUUAGGAUAAUUAGGUUCAGAUUUGGAAAAAGGUCAGAGUUAGAUAAAAUGACAAAAUAAAUACAUUUUUGACAAAAGCUGUAGCCUUUCUAGCCAUGACCACUUACUGGGUGAAAGGUGAUGAGAAGUGCUGCAUACCCCACGAGCGGAGCAACGACACAAACUACCGCAAGCGCCUUCCUCUACAGUCUAGUCUAAAAAAUAGCCGCAACAUUAUUUUUAUUUUGAAUGGACGAGCGAAAACAACUUUUCACAUAUCGGAAUUCGCAGAAUAUCACACAAUUCUAAGGUGACAUGACCAACCAGGUGUCAGAGUUCCCCACUGAGCGGACGUUCCAGUACCAGCAUAGCCUGCCUCCUCUCCCUGUACCGUCUCUAGAGGGGAGCCUCGCCAAGUACCUGGAUGCAGUGCGGCCGUUUGCUACAGAGGAGGAGUACCAUGUGACUGCAGCCGUAGUGAAGAGGUUUGGAGAGGGCAUCGGCAAAGACCUGCACCAAAAACUACUGCAGAGAGCCAGGACACGCAGGAACUGGUUGGAGGAGUGGUGGUUGGAUGCAGCCUAUCUGGAAUUGCGUUACCCCUCCCAGUUGAAUGUGAACUUCGGAGGUCCUGCACCCUACCUAGAGCACUGCUGGCCCCCUACAGAGGGAGUACAGCUACAGAGGACCAGCAUAAGCAUGUGGCACACUCUACAGUACUGGGACCUGCUUCGCACGGAGAGGCUGGACCCUCAUAAAGCUGGUAAUGUGGUGUUGGAUAUGGACCAGUUCAGAAUGCUGUUCUGUACAUGUAAAGUUCCUGGAGUCACCAAGGAUACCAUCAUCAACUACUUUAAGACAGAGAGCGAGGGUCCAUGCCCCUCCCACGUGGUGGUGAUGUGUAAGGGCCGUUUCUUCUCGUUUGAUGCAGUGUGUGACGGACACAUUCUUACCCCUCCAGAGCUGCUCAGGCAGCUGACCCAUGUUAAGCAGUGUUGUGAAGGGGAGCCAGCGGGAGAUGGUGUCGCCGCUCUCACCUCAGAGGAGAGGACACUCUGGGCUAAGGCUAGGGAGUAUCUGAUAGGUAUAGAUCCAGCCAAUAAGACCAUCUUAGAGACCAUCCAGAGCAGUCUGUUUGUGGUCUCACUGGACGAUGCUAAACCCUACGCUACUUCAGAGAACUACACACCGGUGACCCGGGAAGCGCUGACAGGAGACCCCACCAUCCGCUGGGGAGACAAGUCCUACAACUCCCUCUCCUUCGCUGACGGAACCUUCGGAUCCAAUUGUGACCAUGCCCCCUACGAUGCCAUGGUGCUGGUAACUCAGGGUUACUAUGUGGAUCAGCAGCUCAAAGCUACAGACGGCAAGUGGAAGGGCUCUGAGACGGUGCGGCCUAUGCCUCUUCCUGAAGAGUUGGUCUUCACUGUGGAUGACAGAGUCAGGAGUGACGUUGCACAUGCCAAGCAACAGUACUUUGAGACUACUCAGGACUUGCAGGUGGUGUGUUAUGCGUUCACCUCGUUUGGGAAAGCAGCCAUCAAACAGAGGAAGCUCCACCCAGACACCUUCAUACAACUGGCCCUUCAACUGGCUUAUUACAGACAGCAUGGGAGGUUAGGUAGUUGCUAUGAGACAGCGAUGACCAGAAGGUUCUACCACGGCAGGACUGAGACCAUGAGGCCCUGUACCCUGGAGGCACAGAACUGGUGCCAUACCAUGCUCCUCCCUGCAGCCAGUGCUGAGGCUAAGAGGAAAGCCCUGCUGCUGGCCUUCAACAAGCACAACAAACUGAUGGCUGAGGCACAGAACGGAAAAGGUUUUGACAGACAUCUCCUGGGCCUUUACCUGAUCGCCAAGGAGGAGGGACUUCCUAUGCCAGACCUUUUCACUGAUCCACUGUAUUCCAAGAGUGGCGGGGGCGGUAACUUUACCCUGUCCACCAGUCUGGUUGGCUACACCACAGUCCUGGGAGCGGUUGCUCCCAUGGUGCACCAUGGCUACGGGUUCUUCUACCGCAUCGGAGACGACAGGAUCGUGGCUUCCUGUACAGCGUGGAAGUCCAGUCGAGAGACAGAUGCAGAGACACUGUUCCAGAACCUGGUUACCUCCCUACAUGAGAUGUUACAUCUCGCUACCACAGCUCAGCUCUAACACACACACACACACAUACACACACACACACAGUUUGUAGAUGGUCGUCAAUAAUAGUUUAGUUCUGCACAGAUCAAUGCAAAGGCACAUUUAUUGUUUUCUACAUUUAAAAAUAAAAAUGUAUUAUUUGUUUAAAUGCAGCUCAACAAAUUAGUUAAUUUUGCACUUAGUGAAUCAUUCUCUGUGAUUUUAUGUAGUGUAACGGAUGUGAAACGGCUAGCUUAGUUAGCGGUGAGCGCUAAAUAGCGUUUCAAUCGGUGACAUCACUUGCUUUGAGACCUUGGAGUAGUGGUUCCCCUUGCGCUGCAAGGGCCGUGGCUUUUGUGGAGCGAUGGUUAACGAUGCUUCGUGGGUGACUGUUGUUAAUGUGUGCAGAGGGUCCCUGGUUCAGAAACAGAGAGAAACGGGUCAUGUUGUCUUUGACUACCGUCUCACCUCAGGCCUCAUGGGUAUUAUAUAAGGCACUCAAUCAAAACUGUUUUCCAGUUUCCAGGGCAAGAAAAAUGAUUGUUUUUAUGUUUUGCACAUCAGUAGAGGAUUUUGCAUUUGGCUGGAUAUGAUCAAUGAAACAGUGUUUGGGUGAGACGAAAAGAAACCCAAGUAAAUUCUAAUGUGCCUUUUUGCUGUGUCCUUAUUUUAGUCUGUCCCCAGAGAUCUGGUUAGUGGUUUUGAUUGAAUAGCUCCCUAAUUGACCAGACUUUUUAGACUUCAAAAGAUGCUGAAUAACUCUACCACUCCUAUGCCAGAUCCAUAGGCUGCUGCCCUAUGCAAUAUGCCAUUUUAUGUAGUAGAUGUCUGUAAUAAUGAACAUUCUUGUCACAAUUUACCCAUGAUACAUCACGGUUUUGAUGCUCUCGAACACAGCAUUGUGUUAAUACCUUUCAGACAGUCUUGAGAUUUUCAGCAUGUUUUUUUGUUGUAAAUGAUAGAAAAGUGAUAAAAGACGAGCGCUGCAUUUGAUUCAGUCAACAGAAUGAAAAGAAGCUGUUUUAAUGCCUAAAGUAGUGAAAAUGAUGUAACCCACUUUACAGUAGGACAAUUAUAGUAUUGACUUGGUUGACAAUGUAAACUUGGAAAAUGUUUUAUUGAAUAUGAAAGUUGUUUAGUGUGAUUGAACUGACAAAUCAAAGUGAUUGAAUCAUGUCAUGAGCCCAAAUAUUCAAAUAAAACAUCUUUAUUAAUGA
Messenger RNA from Oncorhynchus mykiss (rainbow trout), 3365 nucleotides. Its product is annotated as peroxisomal carnitine O-octanoyltransferase. Gene Ontology annotation, molecular function: carnitine O-octanoyltransferase activity. NCBI's taxonomy places the organism in Eukaryota, Metazoa, Chordata, Actinopteri, Salmoniformes, Salmonidae. The record is from RefSeq and is a predicted model, not a curated record. Gene Ontology annotation, cellular component: peroxisome.